Messenger RNA from Neolamprologus brichardi, 2887 nucleotides. RefSeq names its product serine peptidase inhibitor, Kunitz type, 2 (gene spint2). The record is from RefSeq and is a predicted model, not a curated record. Gene Ontology annotation, molecular function: serine-type endopeptidase inhibitor activity. NCBI's taxonomy places the organism in Eukaryota, Metazoa, Chordata, Actinopteri, Cichliformes, Cichlidae.
AGUGCGACAGAGCCAAGAACACGGAAGUGACCGUGUGGCCGGAGGCUCGCUGCGCUGUUUCCUGAUUAUUGGAGCUUUGUAUUGAUUGUUGAUGAUGACUGGGGGCGCGACCCUGAUCCCGCUGAAGCUGCUCGCGCUCGGGCUCGUGCUGGCUUCGGGUCUGGCUACGGACUGCAGUUGGGACCGGUCCACCGACCCCAACCAGGUCCCGGAUUUCGAGGCUGGCGGAGCGCGGCUGCUGGAAAAUGUGAUGGAGCUCGAUCCCAAGAGCUGCCGGGCGAUGUGCUGCGCGCUCCCGGACUGCGACCUGGCUGUGAUCGGGUUUCCGGCGGACGGACCGACCCACUGCAAGCUGGUGGGCUGUGGGGACGGCCACGACGCCUGCGCACUUCGUCCCAGUAGCCAGUUUGAGGUUUACCGUAAGUUCGUGGCCGAAAAGGCCGACGGAGAGGCGCGGGAGGGCGGCCAGGAGGAGAACAACGUGCCGCAGGUGCAGCGCUGGGAGCCGCGGAGCAACGAGUCUAACAACAUUCGCUGUCGCUUGCCGAUGAAGGUGGGCCCGUGUCGCGCUGCCUUCCCACGCUUCUUCUACAACGUGACGAGCGGGAACUGCAGCGGCUUCGUGUACGGCGGCUGCGAGGCCAACGGAAACCACUUUGAGUCUCAGGAGGAGUGUGAGGCCACCUGCUCCGGGGUCACAGGCCAAGUUCUCCCUGAUGAGUCCACUCCGGCUCCUCCUGCUAAAGCUCCUCGGAACGCUCCAGAUGUUGUGUUUGAAUCUGAUCCAGAAUCUGCUGACUUUGACAAAUCUGAGGUAACUGCCGAGGGGAAUGAGCACUGCGAGGCGAAGCCUGAAACAGGUCCCUGCAGAGCAUCGCUGAGGCACUGGUACUACAACCGAGAGACGGGAAACUGUGAGGUGUUCGUGUACGGAGGCUGCGGAGGAAACAAGAACAACUACCCAACCGAAGAGAGCUGCAUGCAGACCUGCACAGUGUCCGUCCUUCCAUCCUCUAAGAAAUCCGCAGCUGAGGAGUCCUCAGACAACAAGGGGACGUGCACAGAGAAGCCGGAGCCCGGGCCCUGCCGUGCCGCCUUCGCCAUGUUCUACUACGAUCUCGACACCGCCUCCUGCCGGCCCUUCAUAUAUGGCGGUUGCCGUGGCAAUAACAACCGGUAUGGCAGCGAGGAUGAGUGCAUGAGUAGCUGCAGUGGAGGUCGGCGUGACUUUCAUGAUAAAAACCAUCAAGUCCAAAACCACUGGACCGCAGCCUUCUUCCUCUUCGUCACGCUGACAGCCAUCUCUGCCCUGCUGCUGGCCACACUCAUCAUCAUCACGCUGAGACGGCACCGCCUCUCCCGCCGCCGGUCCUUCAGCGAUAAGGAGGAGCUGCUUCCAGAUGACCAGGCGUCCGUAGACUCCCUCCCCCUCCCUGAGAGCCCCAAACUGGAUCAGAAGGCCUGAGGGGGCGUGGCUGAAGGCGUCGCUGAGUGUGGGGGCAGGGCUUGUUGUGAUGCUGCUGUCAGAGACGCUCAGCUAAAUAAAACAUCCCCUUUCCUUCGUGUUGCAGCACAAUUACACUGCGUCUGUUACUGAGUAAUCAAUCACUGUAUCGAUCUGCACUGAUCACAGCUUUAACUUCCUGAUAUUAAAGGAGCAGUUUUCUAAUUUAACCAAACACAUUAGUGAGAAAUUUGAUGAAGAGCUUUAGUUUGUUUUCUUUUUUUACAUAAUCAAUCACUGUGUGAAGCUUCAGAUUACCCUCAUCCAGCAAAACAUCUGAACCAAUAAUCAAAGUGAAUCUGUCGGGUCAGCUGAUCUGUACCUCACAGCUGAUCAAACAGUUUUCUAAUUUGAACAUGAAAUUGAUCAGAAAUGUUGUAGAAGGCAAUAAUGACUGAUCAUAACUCAAUAUUGACAAUUAACAGAGCAUCACCUCGGUGCAGUGACACACCUGACAGGUGCUGAGGAGUCACUUUAAAAGAACAUUUGGUGAUGAUGUGAUCACAGCAGCAAGCAGCUGAUUGGACCAUCCGUGCUCUGGUGUGUACUAACCCCCUCACACAUGCUCCUCCCAGCUCACACAGGUACCAUCCAAUGGAGCUGAAUCUGAUUCUCAGACUGAAGUUCUGUCACUCAGGUGUGCAUCGUGUGGGCGGAGUCAGUUUGAGCUUCUAUGUGGAGGGAGUAGUACACAGCAGUGACACAGCAGCCCUUUAACCUCGUGCACCUGUGCCAGGUGUGUUACUCUGUGUCAACAUAGAUGUUUGUUGAUCAUGAGCCGUGAUGUCAUCGAUUCCAUUGAUCAGUAAUAGUUUUUUCCAGCAUUCCAGUUUUGUGUUAACAAUAAAAUUGUUUCUCAUGCUUAAAUAAAUGGAGGGGGGUCUUUGAUCAUCUCAGGGUCUGUGGCGGUACUAUUUUCUAACUAAUUACAGCAUAUCCUUUCGCCCAGCGGUGGGCUCAGAGAAGAAUGUGGUGCAGGUGUUUCUGCACCUGCAGCUCCUUCCUGGUUCACACCUGUAACUAAAGCGUGUGAGAUCAGCUCAGGGGUGUUUAAUCAGAGCUUUCAGUGCAGCGUCGCCUUCGGCUGGAUGCUAGAGGACUUUAGCUCACUCAGAUUAUUGAUCAGAUCCUAACCUGAGGUCAAACUGAGCGCACUACGUGUCCCACAAUGCACCUUGGGACUUGAUGGCUCCCCCUGCUGGGGAAGCUGCACUGGGCCUAUUAAGGUGAUUGUUUGUUUGUUUGUUUUAACACUGUUUUAUCUUUAUUAGCUGUAAACUGUGUGGGGUUUAAGAAAACUCAUAAUAAACUUUUAUUUUACUCUGAAAAUCUCUUUCACAUUUUGUAUUGAUCCUCAAUGUAAUAAAUAAUCUGAUUAUUUCA